Messenger RNA from Podarcis muralis (Common wall lizard), 3298 nucleotides. It is a transcript of the gene UBP1, whose product is annotated as upstream binding protein 1. The record is from RefSeq and is a predicted model, not a curated record. Gene Ontology annotation, biological process: regulation of transcription by RNA polymerase II. Gene Ontology annotation, molecular function: RNA polymerase II cis-regulatory region sequence-specific DNA binding; DNA-binding transcription activator activity, RNA polymerase II-specific. Gene Ontology annotation, cellular component: nucleus. NCBI's taxonomy places the organism in Eukaryota, Metazoa, Chordata, Lepidosauria, Squamata, Lacertidae.
CCCGCCCGCCCGCCCGGCGGUGGAAGAUGGCGUGGGUGCUGAAGAUGGACGAAGUGAUCGAGUCCGGCCUCGCGCACGACUUCGACGCCAGCCUCUCCGGCAUCGGGCAAGAGCUGGGCGCCGGCGCUUAUAGCAUGAGUGAUGUUCUGGCACUGCCCAUUUUCAAGCAAGAAGACUCCAGCCUUCCACCUGACAGUGACACAAAAAACCCACCAUUUCAGUAUGUUAUGUGUGCAGCAACGUCUCCAGCUGUCAAACUGCAUGAUGAAACCCUUACUUACUUAAACCAAGGUCAGUCCUACGAAAUCCGGCUGUUAGAUAAUAGAAAAAUGGGAGAUAUGCCAGAGAUCAAUGGGAAAAUGGUGAAGAGUAUUAUAAGAGUUGUGUUCCAUGACAGAAGACUGCAGUAUACUGAGCACCAACAACUUGAAGGCUGGAAGUGGAAUCGCCCUGGAGACAGAUUACUUGAUUUAGAUAUUCCUAUGUCAGUUGGAGUAAUCGAUAUAAAGACAAAUCCAAGCCAGCUUAAUGCAGUUGAAUUUCUGUGGGAUCCUGGAAAACGAACAUCUGCCUUUAUUCAGGUACAUUGUAUCAGCACUGAAUUUACACCUCGUAAACAUGGGGGUGAAAAAGGAGUUCCUUUUAGGAUUCAGGUUGACACUUUUAAACAGACAGAAAAUGGAGAAUACACUGAUCAUUUGCAUUCGGCCAGCUGCCAAAUCAAAGUUUUUAAGCCAAAAGGGGCAGAUAGAAAACAGAAAACAGACAGAGAAAAAAUGGAGAAACGAACAGCUCAUGAAAAAGAAAAAUAUCAACCUUCGUAUGACACUACAAUUCUCACAGAGAUGAGGCUUGAGCCUAUAAUUGAAGAUGCAGUUGAACAUGAGCAGAAAAAGUCCAGCAAGCGGACUUUGCCAGCAGACUACGGUGAUUCUCUGGCAAAGCGAGGCAGUUGUUCACCGUGGCCUGAUACAUCUACUGCAUUUGUGAACAGUAGCCCUACCCCAACUCCGACGUUUGCCUCUACUCCACAUAGUACUACUUACAGUGUCCCAGACAGCAAUUCAUCAUCUCCAAAUCACCAAGGAGAUGGAAUUCCUCAAGUAUCGGGAGAGCAACUUCAUCCAUCGGCCACAAUCCAAGAAGCCCAACAGUGGUUGCUUAAACAUAGAUUUUCCACUUACGCAAGGCUGUUUUCAAAUUUCUCAGGUGCUGAUUUACUGAAGCUUACAAGAGAAGAUCUGGUACAAAUCUGUGGUCCAGCUGAUGGAAUUCGGCUUUACAAUGCACUUAAAUCAAGGUCUGUUAGGCCACGUCUAACAAUCUAUGUAUGCCAAGAGCAAUCAAGAAGUCUACAACUUGAAAGGCAGCAAGACUCAGGCAGUGGAGAGAGCAGGAAUGGUGCAAUAUAUGUUUAUCAUGCAAUCUACUUGGAAGAAAUGGCUGCCUCCGAAGUCAUGCGCAAACUUGCGUUGGUGUUCAAUAUUCCUUUGCAUCAGAUCAACCAGGUUUACAGACAGGGUCCUACUGGCAUCCAUAUUCUCGUCAGUGACCAGAUGGUUCAAAACUUUGAAGAUGAAAGCUGCUUCCUAGUUACCACAAUAAAAGCUGAAAAUGGCGAAGGCUUCCAUAUAAUUUUGAAGUGAUGUUGCCAUACAAUAUAAUGGACUGAUAUUCCAGUAUAGAAUGAAGUCAUGCUCAAGAAUGACAAAUAACAUCGUUUCUUCAGGGAUCUGACUUCACCGUAUAGAAUGUUUCAUAUUGAAAACAAAAGGUGACCUUUCUAAUGAGCUGUUUAGUAGAUGAACUUCCCACUGCCAUAGCCAAAAGUCCUCAUAAGAGGUAACAAUGCCGGAAUAGCUAACAUACAGGCAUGGAAAAAAACAAAGGAAACAAAGGUGUUUGCCCUUUUUAAAAUUAAGGCAAGCUAUGGCCAGUAGAUGCAGUUUGUAGAAGCGUUACUGCUUUCCUAUUACACUGUAUCCAGUUUGAAUGUAAACUUAUUCUGGGCAUUUACCUUUCUGUGCCAGUUUGUCUAUUACUCGCUUGUACCUUUAUGCUGAUUUUAUUUUUUGCUGUUAGCAGAGCACAUAGUAAUUUGUGUGGAAAUAAGUAGUAAAAAUGAUAGCAAUCAGGUUUUGGGUCUUGAGAGUAAAGCUGUCAAAACAGCAUCCUCUGUGUAAAUUGUGUAUAAGCGUGAAUGUAAGAAGUGUAAAUGUCAAAAGGUGGACUUACUGAAAGUCCUAGCCAGAUGAAAAUUAAGCAUGCAGCAGACCGCAUCAUCAGUACCUAUUUGAGAGGAUAAGAAGAAAUCCUGUGAGGUACAAUACUUUGCUUUGUAAUAGGCAUGUUACAGAAAAUCUGCCUAUGCAUCAUGUCUUUUUUAGUUUUUCUAUAAAGCACUACUGCAGCAUUUCAGUGUUUCACUUUUUGAACCACACUAUUAUUAAUAGUAGUGAGUUGGGACUUCCUCAUGGAGAAAAAGGGAAUGUCACUGACACCAAGGGACUAUUCUGAAGCAGAAAUCUACAAAUCAAACGUUGAUUUUGGUUACCGCUCUAGUUCAAGACCAGGAUCUUCCCAUGUGUGAACUGUUUGUUGCUUUUUUCCUCUGACUGUUGUGGAAAACCAUAGUUACAGUGCCUCUUCCAUACAACCAAAUACUUGAUUAGCAGUUGCACAACUUAAUGAAUGAGCUGCAAAAAUGUCCUUAAAUCUUGGCUGAAGAGCAGAGAACUAUCCAAGGACAGGUGCACAUGUCUGCUCUGCAUAUAGGUUUGUGGGAGAUUCAGACAGAGAAUGCUGGUUGUUCCGUCAUGGUAGGUGGCUUGCCCCUUAAUCAAAUAGCUAAAAUCUUAACUGAUGUAUUGAAUAUUUGAAGGUGGGAAGAGCAGCAUGUCAAAUACUGUUCUUAAUUCCCAUUUAUAAUUAUGCCUAGGUUAAGUCUUUAUGUUAAGAAUGUUUUUUCAUUCCUAGAGUAGGAUGAGGGCUUACUCCCCACCCCCCAUGACCUGGACUAUUCUGCACUGAUGGGGAAGGAGAGUAGAGUUUGUGAGCAUACUUCAUUGUUUGAGUUUUUCUUGCCUAUAAAUUAUUUUGGUUGUACUCGGGUGUCUUCAAUGGACUUGAUGCAUCAUCUCAUUUUUCUAAUCUGUGGAGAAUCUGAAAAAUGUCACUAAAUUAUAAAAGCUGUACAGUAGUUUGGUUCACUUGGAUUUAAUUAUGGCACCAGCAAAUUGCUUUUUGUUUUUAAAUAAGAUGUAUACAUUUCAAUUUCAGUAAAAACAUUUUCCAAUAA